GCAUGUAUUUACCCGCUCAUAUAAAACACACACACACACAAAUUGACGCAUAGUUGGCUGUUAUCUUGAUUUUCCAACGCUUUUGGUGGUGGCUCGUAUUGUGCUCUCCGCACUUUCUCAGCAAAUACGCGGCCGUCACAUCUAAUGUCUACACUUGUCUGUAUUUGUUUAUAGAGAAAGUAUUGAUAAGGCGAAGAGAACGCUCGAAGAAGAAAGAAACUACAAAUAGCUUUUUAUACUAAUUAGUUUUUUGGCCAGAAAGGUGACUGCGAAACAGAAUACAAUUCAUUCAGUUGGUGAUCACACUUUGAAGAGAAUAUACGGAACGCGGCGCACCAACCUCGUAGAUUUGCAAAGUUCGUUCGUUCGAAAUUGUGCUCUUGAAAUUUUAAAAUAGAUAUUGAAUAAUAUACCGAAUUUUCCAUAAAAUGGACAUAUACCAGGUGACGGGUUUGAAGAAACCAGAAAUUGUUGAACACAUCGAAAAAUACGGCGAUUUGGAUGAAUCAACCAAAGAACUGAUACAGGCUGCCGUGGCCGCACAGAAGAACGCCUAUGCACAAUACAGUAACUUCUAUGUUGGCGCUGCUUUUCGUACGAAAGACAACCGCAUCUUUGCAGGUUGUAACAUCGAAAACGCCAGCUUCACGCCCACAUCGUGCGCGGAACGCACGGCCAUCAGCAAAGCCGUUACCGAGGGCUACCUCGAGUUUGUGGCUGGUGCAGUCGUGGCUUAUCAAGAGGAUGCCUUUACAACGCCGUGCGGCGUGUGUCGACAAUUCAUAAUGGAGUUUGCGCCUAACGAUAUACCACUUUUCAUUACGAAAUCGCAAGUCAACGUUGAGAAGUCCAACGAAGAUCUGGUGCUGGCGACAUCCAUUUACAAUCUGCUGCCGCACGGAUUUCGCACGUACAAAAAGAAUUGAUGCAUUACAUAACACAAAGACAAAUAUUUUAAUCAAUAGUUACUGUUUAAUCAUAUCAAACUAUGGACCUCACUUGCACCGUUAUUGCUGACAAUAAUAAUGGUUUAAUGUAUAAGUAAAUUUAAUUAGUAACUGGCAAUAGCGAAUAGCGUAGAUGAAGUGUAAUUUUAUACUAAACGUAAAUACACAAAUACAUAUUUAAUAUUAUUAAUUAAAAUUUACUUAUUUAAUAUUUAA
This is a messenger RNA of Zeugodacus cucurbitae (melon fly), 1163 nucleotides long. RefSeq names its product cytidine deaminase-like. Lineage: Eukaryota; Metazoa; Arthropoda; Insecta; Diptera; Tephritidae. Gene Ontology annotation, cellular component: cytosol. The transcript has 2 exons. The coding region runs from base 429 to 926 and encodes 165 amino acids. The record is from RefSeq and is a predicted model, not a curated record. Gene Ontology annotation, molecular function: cytidine deaminase activity; zinc ion binding.